AUGUUUCCCUUAGUCUCUGCAGUCCACGCAACUCAGAAGGAGGUAUUACAUGGGAAUGAUCUGACUCUGGAUAUUCCCGAUAGGACAGAGAAAUUGAAGUUCAUUUCUGAUGAUGAGAAAAGACAUAGUACUAUCUGGGUACGGAAUGGUAAAGUCCUUAAAGGCCAGAAAUUACGUGUUGUGUCGCAUGUUACGUUUGAUCAUGCGGGAACAUACACUCUGUUAAAUGCAUGGAAUAAUGAAAUCUCCAGCUACACGGUAAAGGUCAAGGGGAAAAACAAAACCAUGAAAUGUGCCCCAGGUGAAACUCUCGACAUAUCUCUGGAGGGAAUUAAGCUGGAGAAUGCCACACUUUUCUUUUACAACAAUGGUUCAAUUGUCACCCUGGUGAAGAGUGGAGAGCCAGUGGCUAGUAGAGACCCAAACUACAUCAACCGACUUAAAGUAACCAGUGAAACCAUCAAUGUGCUUAAUGUCAAUGUGUCAGAUGUGGGCGAAUACAUACUCAAAGAUCCUAAACGUCGAAUUGUGUCAAAGAGUAAAUUGAUAGUUGAACGCCACAGUCCUACCUCGAAUAAGAAGGCUCUUAUAGCUCUGGUUCUUCUCGUGAUUCCGGUCAUUAUCUGCUGUUACUGCAUGAUGAAAAUCUGUUGUACGGAUGAUAAAUCAAACACAGCAAAUACCAACACCCUUAAUGGCCAGCCUGAGUCUGUACCAAUGUGUCAGACAGUGACUGAUCCCUCACAGUGUUAUCCCACUCUUCCAGUCCAAGGUCAGUUUCAAUAUCCUCCUCCACCACAAUGGAAUGGACAACCUGCUGUUCCUCCUUACCCUAACCCUAUUUAUCAGCCCCCCCAGCUGAAUGUUCCUCCAAACCAGUACUACCCACCUGCACCUGUGAACUGCAAUCCACUGAUGAACAUCGCUUCACCUGGGCUUUAUCCCACAACUGCAUGACUGUAAAACUCUCAGACUGAGGUAACAUUUUCUUUCUUACAGCCCCAAAAUCCCUAAGUGUCAUAUUAUUAUUAUACAUAUUUUUUAAGUUUCCUGCACUCAUAUUCUAGUCUUUAUGAUAUUUCUCACCUGAUUUGUGACCCUUAAAAUUAAAUUGAUUUUUUUUUGCUUAUGUUUCUUUAAGACCGCAAAAACCUAAUAUCGGUCUUUUUCUAUUAUGAAUAGUCUGAUGGACAGAUUCUCCAGACUAUUCAGAAGGAAAGUCUUCUACUAUGUAUGUACUUGUAUGUACAAACAUGCAAAAUCCAGAACUUUAAAAAGGUUUAGCCUAUACUGUUUUAUUAAACCUUUAUAUUGCAGAUUAUUAAAAAUAGAUUGGUCAGUAUUAGUUAUCAAGUAAAGAGCAUUGUUUAAUGCUCUUUAGUUUAAGAGCAAGCUUGUGUGUAUUUUUCUCAUUUUCUUUAAUUACUUUUAAAUCCUUUAUUUUUUGGGAAUCCAGUCUUCACUGUUUUUAAUACAAUGCGUACUUUGUAGAUUCUUUGUAACUACUACACAAAACAGCUUCCAAAGAUGUUACAUCUAAUUCUUUUCAUACCUCAUAUAUUCUGUGCUGUCUUUAGGUAUGAACUGUUAAAAAUGCAUGGUUAUUGUCUGCUGUGGCCAGCUUCUGUAGUCAGCUCCAGGAAAUAGCGAAGUAAAAAGUAAUGGUUUUGAUAUUUUUUAAUAAAUCAUUUAUGUAAAUUUUCAAUCUUCAAUAUUUUUUAAUCUUUUUUGUUAGAAUUUUUUUGCCUAUGGCAUCUUGGAAUAAAUAUUCUGUCAUCGUUUACUCACCCUAGAGUUGUUCCAAACCUGUAUAAAUUUCUACGUUCUGUUGAACACAAAGAUAUUUGGAAUGAUGUUAGCAACUGAGUGCUGGGGACUGUGAUGAAAAGAACAAACAAUAACAUGGUAGUUAUUAUGAAUAUUCAAGUAAAAUCCUCAGCUUUAAAUAAAUAUUUUAGACUAUUAAGAAAACAAUACUUGUAACCAAUACUAGAAAAUAUUUCAAGAUACCACAGAAUCAAGUCUGAAUUUAACCAACUAUGCAACUAUUAAUCAUUUGCAUUUUGUAAAUGGCUGUCUUCAGGCCACCUUCGUAUUGCAUUAGAUUUAGACUAAGGGAGCGCAAGUGAGCACAAAUGGAAUAGGAUCUUACAGCUGGGGAUGGAAUUAUUAUAAUAGAGAAUAAAAUGAAUAUACAUGAAUAUAAAUAAUGUUCUACAAAAUACGUGUUGUGUAACUUGUUCUGGGGAAUAUUAAUCAUUUGUUAAGCAUACUGAAAAUGCACACAGUAUUUAGUAAUUAAAAGUUUGAAUUAAACGGAAAAAGGAAGGUGCAUAAACUUCAAACAUUGUGUUUGUGACUUUAAACUUUCUUUCUUUCUGUUGAACUGCAGUGUAAACGUGAUUUGCUUUUAUACACAAUUUUACAGGUACAUCGGUACUUGUUCCAGUACACUGUACAUUCACGUAUACUGAAUAAAAUCUUUCUACAUAACGUAAAGAACAUUCUGUGAAGAUAUAACCUUGAUAUCUUGAUUUUGACUAAGGACAUGUCAAAGAAUAAAAACAAUAUUUAGGAGCUUUCACUAUGGGGUGUCAAAAUCAUUAAUUUCAGCAUUAUAAAUUACAUUUGAGCACUAUAUACCAAAAUCUAUCACUUACAGAGAUAAACAAACAUUAACACAUCUAUAGGCUCACCCUCAAGACAAGUCAAUUAUCU
This is a messenger RNA of Triplophysa rosa, 2718 nucleotides long. RefSeq lists its product as uncharacterized. The coding region runs from base 1 to 957 and encodes 318 amino acids. The record is from RefSeq and is a predicted model, not a curated record. The transcript is spliced from 6 exons. NCBI's taxonomy places the organism in Eukaryota, Metazoa, Chordata, Actinopteri, Cypriniformes, Nemacheilidae.